Trichoderma gamsii is the source of this 1263-nucleotide messenger RNA. RefSeq names its product AGC/AKT protein kinase. The coding region runs from base 1 to 1263 and encodes 420 amino acids. The transcript has a single exon. The record is from RefSeq and is a predicted model, not a curated record. Lineage: Eukaryota; Fungi; Ascomycota; Sordariomycetes; Hypocreales; Hypocreaceae.
AUGCUGGCUGCUGACCAACCGCCCAGAACCGCCGCGCCUGAGGAGGAUGGUGCGGACCAUAUCGGCUACGAGACCCCUCGAUCCGGCAUAGCCACUCCUCAUCCCGACCCUCACGAUAAACGCCUGCCCGGAAUCACGACCUACUUUUCCCAGGUUCGUCAAGACCUUUCUGCUAGUCAGGAAAACUUUUCUACAAUGUCAAUUCCAGAGAGGCGCGAGGCCUCGGGCCAGAGGUCAGACCAGCAGUUGCUGGACUGCGUAUCCAGAGAAGAGCAGUUGUCUGGGCAUGCUGAAAGCUCUCAGCCUUGCAUACAGUCACAGCCCUUGGAAGCUCACUCCCCGCGAUCCAAGUCCUUGGCUGUCCGCACGCGCGAUAGCCAAGAGCAUCUGAAAGGAUCUACAUCCUCCUUACCAGCCCCCAUCACUACACAUUCAUCCUCCUCUUCUUCUUCUCUGGGGGCUGCUACUCCUGAGACAACCUUCUCAGGCGGAGAGACUAGAAGCGUCAGUUCAUCAGGCACUUCUAGCCGCUCAGAGCCUGUAAAGUCUAGUGAUUGUUCGCAGGACCGCGAGCCCUCCUCCCAUACAUCUACUACUACUUUUCCUUUGUCAGAUACCACCGCUGCACCAGCACCCUGUUCCGUGUCUCGCAUACAAGCCCACAGAUCUUCCUCUUCAACCUUGCCUUUGCAUCGACUCGACGUCAAACUUGAGGCGGCUCGACCGCCGCCCAUCAAAUGGUUUUCGUUUCAAGGACUCAAAGAGCUAACUCGUGGUCUCUUAAUCAAGAGCGGCCCGCCUACCCCUACUAGAGCCCUCUCUACAGCCAACUCACAGUCUGACGGCAGGGACACUCCGAACGGAUCCGGCAACGAAGGCGCUGAGACAAGUGGCACAGUAACCCCAAAGAACUCUGGCGCCGACGUUCCGACGGCCAAGGGGAAGUUGACCAUCAAGAUCAUCGAAGCGCGGGGAAUUCGCAAGAGCCGUGACCCUUACGUCGUUGCCGUGUUCCAACGGAGUGAACUGAUUUCUGGCGGACCCCAUGCCAUCGAAGAGGAGGAACAGGUGGUAGGAACACCUUCCGGGCUUGGUUCCAUCCCCAUGAAGCGUCAAGUUAGCGACUCUGGCAGGCCCAUGGCCAUCCCGAUGCGCAGCCGCCAGAGUAGCAACACUAGCAUUAGCGACCACAACACUUUCCGCAACCGAACGCUCAAAACCCUCUUCUCAAGCCCCAAAUGGGAUGCAGAGGCAGUUUUGUGA